Molecule: messenger RNA, 445 nt
Organism: Closterium sp. NIES-67
Lineage: Eukaryota; Viridiplantae; Streptophyta; Zygnematophyceae; Desmidiales; Closteriaceae
Source: the annotation of a GenBank genome assembly
AUCGGCUUCUCUGAUUUGUCGCUUUCUUUUUGCCAUAUUAGUGCUUCUCGUCUACUCAACUUGUCGCGCGCGUCACUCAGAAGCCAUGUCGGGAGUGUACGAGCAAGCGCAGGAAAUUAAGAAGGCUUCACCAGAGGAGAAAGAGGAGCUGGAACAGCGAGUGAAGGAGGGGGAGACUGUGGUUCAAGGGGGCACCGGAGGAAAGUCCCUCGAAGCACAGAUCCACCUGGCUGAAGGAAGGGCUAAGGGCGGGCGCACGCGUGCGGAGGAUCUAGGGCGGGAGGGGUACCAGGAGAUGGGGCGCAAGGGCGGGCUGUCGACCUUGGAGAGGAACGGCGAGGAGGCUGCCAAGGAGCAGGGCAUCGAGACUGACGAGUCCAAGUACCGCACGCUUCCCAAGGAGUAGGACCCAUGGCCCCAAGCAGCAGCAGAUGAUUGUACGAAA